Molecule: messenger RNA, 729 nt
Organism: Colletotrichum abscissum
Lineage: Eukaryota; Fungi; Ascomycota; Sordariomycetes; Glomerellales; Glomerellaceae
Exons: 1
Coding region: 1-729 (242 amino acids)
Source: RefSeq, a predicted model, not a curated record
AUGGGCUGGCUCUGGGCUUCACCAUCUCCCCCCAAGACUCCCGCCCCGGGACAAGCUUCACAGGCUCCCGCGCCGACCCCGCCAUCCUCGACUAAGACGACUGACUCCGAGAUCGAUCCCGAGAUUGCAAAGUUCCUCGCCCUUUUCCAGAACGAAUCGGGCAGUCAGCCAGAAGAAAAGGCGUCAGCGCCAGCACAAUCAUCCUCCACACCGUCCAAGUCAUCAUCGUCUUCAUCAUGGUUCUCCCUCAAAUCUUCACCCGAUUCCCCCUCUCAAACCAGCAACCGUGCAAUCACGCCACCCUCCGACAAUCCCGUGGCUGAGUCCACCCUUCCCACAGAGAUGUCUUGCCGCCAGGCGUUUGACAUGGCCUUUCACUGCCAGUCUGUCGGCGGCCAGUGGAACAGCAUUUACCGAUACGGCACGAUGCGCUCUUGCAGCGAACAUUGGGAGGACUUUUGGUUCUGCAUGAGGAUCAAGAGUUACUCGGGAAAGAUGAAGGAGGAUGCCAUAAGAGACCAUUAUCGUCAGAAGGAGUUUGAAAAGUAUGGAAAUGGCAAGCCCAGUAGUGAGGACGUCUGGCAGGCAAGGACCACCAAGGUCCCACCGGGCAUGGCAUUUACGGAGAGUUUGGAGGAACCCACAAUUAAUGACGAGGAGUGGCAGAGGAUGGAGAUUGAGAGGCGGAAGCAGAUUAGGCAGGGGCUCGGCAUCGAACCCGCAGCAUGA